Messenger RNA from Dermacentor silvarum, 1131 nucleotides. Its product is annotated as tigger transposable element-derived protein 6-like. The transcript has a single exon. Gene Ontology annotation, cellular component: nucleus. The record is from RefSeq and is a predicted model, not a curated record. Gene Ontology annotation, molecular function: DNA binding. Lineage: Eukaryota; Metazoa; Arthropoda; Arachnida; Ixodida; Ixodidae. Bases 1 to 1131 code for a protein of 376 amino acids.
AUGGACAACGGCAAACGUAAGCGCAAAACUAUAACAAUCGAGCAGAAGUCGGCAAUGCUGAAAGCCGUUGAAUCCGGCGUCAAGAAAAAAAAAGUGGGCGAAGAUUUCGGCGUAUCGUUGAGCACGCUGUCGACGAUCUUAAGCAAGAGAGAAGCUAUUACCGGCGCUGUUGCACGUGGCGUCAAAGGCGACCGAAUGAAGCUGCGAGCCCCCGCCUUCGAAGCUGUCGAGAAGGCGGUGUUCAACUGGUUUUUAGAAAUCAGAGCAAGCGGCACUCCUGUGAGCGGGGCACUUCUGCAGCAGAAGGCAAGGAGCUUCGCGUGCAUCAUGGGGCACGAUGAUUUUGUGGCGAGUGACGGCUGGCUGGAUUUGUUCAACGCAGAUGAGACUGCCCUGUUCUAUCAGAUGUUGCCGCAAAAAACCUUGGCCCUCAAAGGUGACCGCUGCCAGGGCGGUAAGCAGAGCAAGGUCCGUGUGACCGUGCUACUUUGUGCGAAUAUGGACGGGUCCGAAAAGGUGCCGGCCCUCGUGAUCGGCAAAAGUGCAUCACCACGAUGCUUCAAAGGAAAGCGGAAACUCCAAGUGAGUUAUGUGUCCAACCGCAAGGCCUGGAUGACAAGAGAGAUCUUCGCACAAUGGCUGCGUGAGUGGGACGAGCGGCUGGGCAAGCAGAACCGCAAGAUAUGCCUCGUCCUGGAUAACUGCGCGGCCCACCACACUACCGUUGUGCUUAAAAACAUUGAACUGUGCUUUUUGCCGCCUAACACUACUGCGGUUGUGCAACCCCUCGAUCAAGGUGUGAUCAUGAACUUUAAGUCGGGCUACCGCAAGCGUGUCAUCGACCGAAUUUUGCUCAAUAUGAGCAUGAAGCGCGAGACAACGAUCGACCUGUACAUGGCGAUCGAGAUGUUACAAGCUGCCUGGAUGGCCGUCACUGCAAGCACGAUCGCCAACUGCUUCCGGCAUGCCUCAUUUGGCGUCAGCAGCGGAGAGCCCAGCGAAGAUCUCGGUGAUGUCGCCAGUGAGGGUGCCGCGGGCGACCAGGCCCAGACGUCGUGGGACGCUCUCCUUGACGCCGGCGUUGUGCCUGACUGCGACACAUUCUGCACGUACAGCGGUGAGCACUGUUAG